CUUGCCACGUGGCAAGCAUCGCCGCCUAAUUUUGGCCACGGGAACCAAAAUACACUGUGUGCGUCGACCUCAGGCACGGGGCGUUUUGCAACCCCUCUGGCAGACGGCGACGACAUGCACCACUUUCCAAUUCCCUGGCACACAUGAAAACCUCGAUCCUUCUCGCCGCCCUCUGCGCACUGCUCGUCGCUGGCACCGACGCCCACAGCAACGACCAAGGCUUGGUGCGUGGCGGUCGAAACUUGCGAGGCGAGCCAGACGGUCCCGCCCAUUUCGACAUCAUUCAAGGCGACGAAUCCAUCAAAGAUCAGGCGGGGCCCUCUCCUGCGGUCGAGGCGUCGAACAACGCCCCCUCUCACGGAGACUCCCCUCCGGCCGCUUCUGUUGUUUCAGAAGACUCCGACGCGGAAGUGGAGCCCCACGCUGAAGCGGCCGGCUCGGAGAACGCCCAUGCGGACGGUGAGCCGCCUGCUGCCAAGAGUGACGCGGACAACGCCCACGAAGAAGUGGAGCUACCGGCCGCCGCCGACAAGGACAAUUCGCAUGCCGAAGUCGAACCCCCUGCGCGUGCAAGUGAAUCCGACGAUGCUCACGCCGAAGUCGAGCUUCCGGCUGCAGCGACUGGGUCAGACAACGACCAUGCAGAAGACGAGCUUCCGGUAGCGGCCGGAGGCUCCGAGAACUCGCCAGCGGAUGAUGAGGCAAACUGACGGCUUCGGAGCAUGAGUAUCGAGUCGUUGUGACGUGUCCAAGCGAUCACAUUCUGCUUCUUCGUGUAACAGCGUUUAAUGUCAUGGAAAAAUCCGUCCGUCGUCGAGUACGUGAUGCCAUGGCACCG
Messenger RNA from Aphanomyces invadans, 838 nucleotides. RefSeq lists its product as hypothetical. The record is from RefSeq and is a predicted model, not a curated record. The transcript has a single exon. Lineage: Eukaryota; Oomycota; Saprolegniomycetes; Saprolegniales; Verrucalvaceae. Bases 144 to 710 code for a protein of 188 amino acids.